AUGAUGCAUAGUGGUGCACGAAUCACGAAUGAUUUCUUUGGAGCUUUAAAUCCAUCUAUGCGAUGGUUCGUACCUCUCGGCAUCCUGGAGUGGAUGAAAACAGUAGGAAUCGAAAACACCGAUGCAAACCCGGACAAGGUUACUGAACUAGAAUGGGGAGAAAGCGCAUCAUUCCGCUUAAAUGACAUGGAAUUGACAGUCUGGUGUCUGCCAGCGCAACAUUGGGGACAACGAGGACCAUUCGACAGAAAUGAGCAUUUGAUCAAGUUCCUCAUUAAGCGAUUGUGGGCAGGAUGGGCUGUAAUAACACGAAGUCGUCGUUUCUACUACAGCGGUGACACUGGAUUUUGUGACAAGGAAUUCAAGAAGAUUGGUGAACGGCUCGGCCCCUUCGAUCUCGCAGCAAUUCCCAUUGGUGCAUACAACCCACGAUGGAUGCUGAAAUCAGAGCAUAUCGAUCCUCAUGAAGCCGUGCUCGUGCACGAACUUGUUAAAUCGAAAUUCUCAAUUGGUAUACAUUGGGGCACAUAUCACAUGGGAUCGCAUGAACUCUAUCUCGAACCAAAAAAGCUCCUGGAAGAAAUUGCGAGUUCCAACCACUCUUCAAAUUUCGUUGUUCUUGAAAUGGGACAAAUUUGGGAAGAAGAUGAAAGCAACGGCUGUGAUUGA
This is a messenger RNA of Ostertagia ostertagi, 669 nucleotides long. NCBI's taxonomy places the organism in Eukaryota, Metazoa, Nematoda, Chromadorea, Rhabditida, Trichostrongylidae. The record is from the annotation of a GenBank genome assembly.